GCGAGACUGCUCACGUGACCUAGCAAGAUGGCGACCAUAAUGUAGAAUGGAUGUGUAUGAUUUGAACUAAGUGGGUGCGUUUUGGUGGAAAUUUGGAUCUGCUGGUUAAUUGUUCAUCAUAUCUGAGAAUCAAGAUGGCCCUAAAUGUCUUUGAUCAUGAUGAAUACAGGCCACCAGUGUGGAAGUCGUAUUUGUACCAGCUCCAGCAGGAGGCACCUCACCCACGCAGAGUCACCUGCACCUGUGAGGUGGACAACCGACCUAAAUACUACGGCAGAGAGUACCACGGGAUGAUCUCACGAGAAGAUGCCGACCAGUUACUGAGUCAGGCCGAAGGCAGCUACCUCAUCAGAGAGAGUCAGAGACAGCCGGGCACAUACACUCUGGCUCUACGGUUUGGGAAUCAGACGAGAAACUUCCGCCUCUACCAUGACGGGAAGCACUUUGUUGGAGAGAAGAGGUUUGAGUCCAUCCACGACCUGGUCACAGACGGCCUCAUCACACUCUACAUUGAGACGAAGGCAGCGGAGUACAUCGCGAAGAUGACCAUAAACCCCAUCUACGAACACGUGGGCUACACCACCCUGAACCAGGAGCCCACCUUGAAGAAACACCUGCCACAUAGUCCUGAGGCGCUCGAUGGACCUGCUCCGGCUAAAGAUGACUGCAACACCGAGGAGAGGCUCACAUCGCUGGUUCGGCGGGCCACCCUGAGGGAGAGCGACUUGGCGCCCAAGUACGAGAAGGUCCACAACUUCAAGGUUCAUACAUUCAGGGGCCCCCACUGGUGUGAAUACUGUGCCAACUUCAUGUGGGGUCUCAUCGCUCAGGGAGUGAAAUGUGCAGAUUGUGGGUUGAACGUUCACAAGCAGUGCUCCAAAGUUGUACCGAACGACUGCCAGCCGGACCUUCGGCACGUCAAGAAGGUGUACAGCUGCGACCUGACCACGCUGGUGAAAGCCCACAACACCAAGAGACCCAUGGUGGUCGACAUGUGCAUUCAGGAAAUCGAAGCUCGAGGUCUUCAGUCAGAGGGAUUGUACAGAAUAUCAGGCUUCAGUGAGCUGAUUGAAGAUGUUAAGCUGGCCUUUGACAGAGAUGGAGAAAAAGCCGAUAUUUCUUCAAAUGCUUACGAGGACAUCAACAUCAUCACCGGAGCCCUCAAACUCUACUUCAGAGAGCUGCCUAUUCCAAUCAUCACAUAUGAUGCCUACCCCCGCUUCAUAGAAACUGGAAAGAUUACAGACCCAGAAAAACGGCUGGAGUCCCUCCAUGAGGCCCUGAAGCUGCUGCCGCCGGCUCACUGCGAGACGCUGCGAUACCUCAUGGCUCACCUCAAGAGAGUGACCCAGUACGAGAAGGAGAACCUGAUGUCCAGCGAGAACCUGGGCAUCGUCUUCGGCCCGACGCUGAUGAGGGCCCCCGAGCUGGACGCCAUGACAGCGCUGAAUGACAUCCGAUACCAGAGACUGGUGGUGGAGACGCUCAUUACCAACGAAGACGUCCUGUUCUGAGGGGAGGAGAUGAAAUAAAUCCGCCGGUGAGGACAGAACAGGCAGACAGAUUUGUCCUUUUGUGAAAAGAUGGAAGAAAAAGUGACUCCUGGCAAGAACGUGAAGGAUCAACAUGCAAGACAACAGAGAGUCCUGCUAGAGAGGAUAAAAAGUACACUACCUGUUUUGUGGAUAAAUGGAGCAAUGAAGGAAGGGACUAAUUGCAAGGAAGAAAUUUUUAAAAAUAUCAAAAUCUCCCAAGAUACAGUGAAAAAGAAGAUGGUGGAAGGAUGCAGUGUUUCCCUAUGUUUUUCAUGUAAACAUUAGCAAAGCUUAAGGCAUUCAACAAACUGGAAGAUCCCAUAUCUAUGACAUUUCUGGAACACUGAACCCUACUUGAUAGAAAUUAAGUAUUACUGUCUUUCUUGAAGAGAUAAGGAUGAGAAAUAAGUAGCAUUGCAACAAGACUACUUAGUCUGUGGAGGGGAAACACUGUUUGUUCCACCUUUACGUUUCGGUCUUAAAUGAAUUCCUUGACAUGUUUUAUUCCUCUGGAGACUAAAAUAACCUGUCUGGUUUUUAGCAUUUGUGACUGAAACCAGAAAUGGUUGCAAGUGUCACCAGAUAUCGCUCAACUUUUUUUUUUCUUCCAGAUUCUGGUGAUAAGAAAUAGUUUUGUUUGCUUUCUUUUCCAUGGUGUCAAGGUGUCCAUUUAAUCAAGAACCAAGAAGCAGCACUGGCUUCGCAACAGCAGACAGCUGGAUGAAUGAAUGGAAGAAGUGAACUCAUAGCACGUACUCAUUCCUCUAAAUGCAGCUUAAGUGAUCUGGACCUAUUGUGUUUUCAUUCCUGUUUUUAAUUUACUGUACAGCUCCCUCUUCUGCUCUACUAGUUGUAACUAUACAGCAAUCUAACAUGAACAACUGUCAUUUUUUAGAUGCUUACAUGGAUAAAACAGUUCCCAGCUGCCCUUUUUGUGUCAUUUUUUAAAUUUUAGCUUGAAAAGUGUUUGGUUGCUGUGUAAUUGCACUCAUUUAUGGAGCUGAUGGAGUUGUGAAUUAACAUAUUUCCUCACUAUCUUUGAACCAGUCUUCUCACUCCCUCACCUGCCUGCCUCAGCUGAAAUAGAAAACCCUGGCAAAUGACAUUUACAAGCAAACAUAUGUAAAUUUAAAUUCAAUCAGCAUAUCUUCCCCCCCCCACAUUUGCAUCUACAAGCUAAAAUGUUGCUCCUGUCUGUAUGACCAGUAUUUGUCUGGCAGCUUUUCAUUUCAAAAGCUGUCAUGCAUCACACCAGCGGCAGGUGAAGAACAGAAGAAGGGUGCGUAAGUGACUUGAAACAUGAAUAUGUGAAUCAGUGCUUCACGUUGCUUUGGUUUGUCAUCCGUGUGAAGCAGUGUUGUAAUUAAGUAGUGUUAUGAAGCAGGCUGAUAAUUUCAAGGCCUGUCUGCUUUAUUGGCCUGAGUGGGAUCAUUCCAGCAGCCAAAUGCUCGGCUGCACCAGUCCUCCAGAUCAUUCGAAGGAUUUUAAUAUCCCAUCCCACAAAUCAAAGCAAAGAAGCUCAAUAAAACAGAAACUCAUAAUGUUAAUUACUUUGCAUCAGUGUUUGUCAUUCAGGUGGCGCUGGUGCUUCCCAUCUGUCACUUCUGUUGGCGAAAACAUAUCCAGCCGAUGCCAUUUAAUCUAACUGUGAAACUGGGAUAAUAAUAAUAAUGCUUACAUGGGAGAAACGUGGGUUGAUUUCUAGUUCUUUUUGACUUGUUUUCCUCUUUUACUUCUGCCUUGGACAGACAGAAAAUGAGAUUUUACCUGAAUAUAGGUUAGAGUAACGACAUGCCAUACAGAUGAUGUGAUAAAAGCAGUAUUAAUUGUACGACGAUGCUGAUAGUCGUCUGUGAUAUGAAGGAGUGUGUUUGCAAUGUUUUUUCUUUAUUUUUUUAAAACUAGUGCCAUUUGAAGGGAUGGAGGUGUAGAACAAAUGCCUUCUGCAUGUACCCCCACCUCAACAGAAACCCACUAAUCCCACCUUCUACAUAUUUCAACCCCCAUUUUUGUCGGGGGUCACUGAUUAACUUGUGUAGUGUCGACCCACCAGGCAUCAAGGCCCAUUUUUCAAAGCAGAGCUAAAAUUAAAUAUCAAUCAAAUGGAUGUAACAUAUAAUUAACAUCAGCAUUUUUCUAACAAACUUUGUUUUUCAUGUGUUCUUAACUGUUUUAUUUACUUAACCAUGUACUAACUAUUGUCAGACUAACUAAUGACAACUUGUGAGCCUUCAGUGAUCUGUGACACCUGCGUUUUUUUUUCAGCAUCAUGAAAUGUCUUUUUUUUUUAUUACUGUCAUUGCUGUAAAGUAUUUUCUAUUUGGUUUAUGCAUGGUGAAAUUAAAUUAUUAAAUAUG
Amphiprion ocellaris (clown anemonefish) is the source of this 3892-nucleotide messenger RNA. Its product is annotated as N-chimaerin. Gene Ontology annotation, molecular function: GTPase activator activity. The record is from RefSeq and is a predicted model, not a curated record. NCBI's taxonomy places the organism in Eukaryota, Metazoa, Chordata, Actinopteri, Pomacentridae. Gene Ontology annotation, biological process: positive regulation of GTPase activity; regulation of small GTPase mediated signal transduction; signal transduction. The coding region runs from base 135 to 1514 and encodes 459 amino acids. The transcript has 15 exons.